Messenger RNA from Exophiala viscosa, 882 nucleotides. RefSeq lists its product as uncharacterized. The record is from RefSeq and is a predicted model, not a curated record. NCBI's taxonomy places the organism in Eukaryota, Fungi, Ascomycota, Eurotiomycetes, Chaetothyriales, Herpotrichiellaceae. Gene Ontology annotation, biological process: carbohydrate metabolic process. Bases 1 to 882 code for a protein of 293 amino acids. Gene Ontology annotation, molecular function: hydrolase activity, acting on carbon-nitrogen (but not peptide) bonds. The transcript has 2 exons.
AUGUCAAACGAUCAUAUCGCGUUGACGUUCGAUGAUGGUCCUUACAACUUUACCUGGCAUCUUUUAGACGUCCUCGCCAGUUACAAUGCAAAGGCAACCUUUUUCAUCACCGGAAAUAACCUCGGGAAAGGCCAGAUAGACGUUGAGGAAACUGGCUAUCCAGCACUAAUUCGCAGAAUGCAUGCCGACGGCCACCAAAUAGCGAGCCAUACCUGGACACACCAGAAUCUGACCGAGAUGAGCGAGGAACACAUGAUCAACCAGAUGCAUUACAACGAGAUGGCUUUCAGGAACAUACUUGGUUUCUUUCCAAUGUAUAUGCGUCCACCGUACUCGGAAUGCAAUACCACCUGCCAAGCCAUUAUGAAGAAGAUGGGAUACCACAUCACCCUCUAUACACUUGUCACGCACGACUACUUGUAUGAUGAUCCGACGCUCAUUCAGAUGGCAAAAGACAGCUUCGUCGACCAGAUGGAGCAGGCGAAGAAUCUCUCGAUCAACACAGUUGCGAUCAAUCACGACAUCCUCUACCAAACAGCCUACAAUCUGACUAAUUACAUGCUCGACUAUAUGAAGUUCCUUAAUUAUGGCACGUCCGUGACCGUGGGAGAGUGCUUGGGCGAUCCACCCGAGAACUGGUAUCGAUCUGCUGGAGGAGCUCCUCCAGCGUCUGCAUUGGUAAGUCUGGAGUACUUUGUGAUGGUUCUCAGUUUACUAAGCACGCAUAAUUUAGAAAUCUCUCAACAGCACAUCUUUGGCAAUGUUUACUUAUCCUUCACUCUACCCUCUGCUUGCCGCGCUGUGGAUGAUUCACGGACUGAGCCUGUUCUUAUGAAUCGUUACAGUGGAGUGAGGACAGUGACGGUGGAGAUAGCUAAAUAA